AUGAAUACUUAAGAUGAAAUACUUUUGUUGAAGAAGUGCAUUUGUGAAUUUUUAAAUAAGCUACUCCCCACAAUUAAGGAUCCGUUAAUUUUAACCAGAUAAAGACUAAGCUAAUUUAAAACUGUUCUUUUAGAUGAAUUGAAAACUAUUUAAGAUGUGUAUUACUAUGUUCAAACACUCUAAUUUCAAGAUGGAAUGAUCAUCAGAACUGAUACAAAGAUUGAGCAUUAAAGAAAUCCAUCAGGAGCUAAUUAAGACUAUAUGAGUUUAAAUUCAAACCCAACACUAGCAGAUAAGAGAACCAAUCCCCCAUUUGGAUUGAAUAGAGGAUAAGAUCCUUAAUUGCCAAAUGCUGGAAAUGCAAUAAAUAUGAAAACUAACAAUACAACAACACUCAAUUAACAAAAUCAGAUUGUUGAAGAUUAAUAAGAAAUACCUAAGUUAGGCAAAGAUAUCUUUUUUAAAAGACCAUCAACAAGAAAGCUAUCUAUUAAGACUAAAGAUGCAAAGGUUUAAGAAAAUAACUAUAAACCUAUUGAUGAAAUCUAGAAAGUGAAUGUCUACGGAUAAAAGGCAGAUACUUUUAGUGUGUUAAAUAAUUAUAGUAAGAGAACCCCAUUUUUCGAUAAAGAGACCUUGUUGAACGAAAUCAAGGAGAGCGAAAAGAUUAUUCGUAAAAACACCACUACUUUAAAUGCAGUUUAUAGCAGAAGUUUUGAAAUAUUAACUGGUGACAAAGAAUAAAAUACAGAAUAACUAAACAGUAUUCAACAAGGUUUGCGUGCACAAUAGGAUUUAAGAGAAUUGCAAAAUGCCUAAAGAAAUGCUACAUUGAAAGGGUAUUCAAUUUAUGCUAAGAAGGAUAAGGAUAUUGCUAAACAGAGAAUGGAUGAAAUUGCAUAAAUUAACGAUAAAAAGAAACUAUAUUUUUGA
Messenger RNA from Paramecium octaurelia, 933 nucleotides. Lineage: Eukaryota; Ciliophora; Oligohymenophorea; Peniculida; Parameciidae. The record is from the annotation of a GenBank genome assembly.